Messenger RNA from Sungouiella intermedia, 1329 nucleotides. NCBI's taxonomy places the organism in Eukaryota, Fungi, Ascomycota, Pichiomycetes, Serinales, Metschnikowiaceae. The record is from the annotation of a GenBank genome assembly.
AUGCCCAUCGAUAUCAUCUCCACAGCCUACUUCGACGGUCCUGGAGCCAUCCCUGGAUGGAACUUCGUUAAAAAUUACGGCCCUUAUAUCGCCACUGCCGCCGCCGUCAAAUACUACUUUGGUGGAUCUUCCAACACCUGGAAUAGAGACAUGCACGGACGUGUUUUCAUCAUCACUGGUGGAACGUCCGGCGUGGGUGCCCAGGUAGCUUACGACUUGGCCAUGAAAGGUGCACAGCUCAUUUUGUUGUGUAGAUCCACCGAGGAUGCUUGGACCUCCGAAUAUGUGGAAGACUUGAGAGAAAAGACGAACAACUUUAUGAUUUACGCCGAGCUGUGUGACUUGUCGCUGCUCCAUUCUAUUAGACUCUUUGCCACCACUUUCUUAGAUAACCAACCUCCUCGCCGCUUGGAUGGAGUCAUCUGUUGCGCCGCUGAAUGUAUACCGAGAGGAACUCCAAGACAAGUGUCCGUCGAUGGCGUGGAGCUGCAGAUCGCCGUCAAUUACUUGGCCCACUACCAUCUUCUCACGCUCUUGAAGCCUGCCAUGCAUGUUCAGCCACCAGACAGAGAUUUCCGUGUUGUUCUCACCACUUGUUCAUCGCAAGCUUUAGGAGAAAUUGACAAAGAAGACCUUUUGUGGGAAACCCGCCAAUAUCCCGUUUAUAAGCCAUGGUCCGUGUACGGUACGUCCAAGCUUUUACUUGGAAUGUUUGGCCGUCUGUUACAGAGAGAUCUCAACGAUUAUCAAAGAAAAGAUAAAGCCCCAUGCAACAUCAAGGUUUCAGUGGUAAACCCGGGUCUCAUGCGGUCGCCAUCCACUCGAAGAUUUUUGUCGAUGGGAUCGAUUUUGGGAUUGUUCAUUUACUUGUUAUUCUACCCAAUCUGGUUUCUCUUCCUCAAGUCUAGUGGACAAGGCGCACAAUCGUUGCUUUUCGCUAUAGCAUCUCCCAUUCUUGGAGCACAAGAUGGAGGCAACUUGGUUCAAGAAUGCAAACUUGUCACCAAGGGCCGCAAGGAGCUCUGGGACUACGAAUUGCAGGAUGUGGUUUACGCUAAGACCGCCGAACUUAUUGCUGGUUUGGAGAAACUGUCUGCCAUAGAAAGAAAGAAGGCCGACAAGGCUAGUGGCGCUGAUAAGAAGAAGAAGGCCGAGCAGCAGAAAAAGAAAGAAGAUCUUCGAGAGAAGCCACUGAAUGAAGACGAGCUUGAUUAUAAACUUCGCAUGAUGAAGAAGUCUUUGGGACUUCCUAUGGGCAGCGGAAGCGAGUCGUUGUUCUCCGAGGCAAAAACUCUGGCAGUGAAGAAGUCUAAAGCUCGGAAGAGAUAA